Messenger RNA from Haliotis rubra (blacklip abalone), 1123 nucleotides. Its product is annotated as ribonuclease H2 subunit A-like. Bases 67 to 972 code for a protein of 301 amino acids. NCBI's taxonomy places the organism in Eukaryota, Metazoa, Mollusca, Gastropoda, Lepetellida, Haliotidae. The transcript is spliced from 8 exons. Gene Ontology annotation, biological process: mismatch repair; DNA replication, removal of RNA primer. Gene Ontology annotation, molecular function: RNA-DNA hybrid ribonuclease activity; RNA binding. Gene Ontology annotation, cellular component: ribonuclease H2 complex. The record is from RefSeq and is a predicted model, not a curated record.
CCUCCCUUGGAAUAUUUUUCCGCGGGAACUCGUAUACGACGUUCUUGCCAUAUUUUGAACAAGAUAAUGGACCAAAGUGAAUUUGAAUCCGAUCGAACCAAGAACUGCAUCAUAAAGUCAGAGGUUCCAGAGAUCUGCAAGACGGAGCCAUGCUGCCUGGGGAUAGACGAAGCUGGAAGAGGACCGGUGUUGGGUCCAAUGGUGUAUGGCAUUGCGUACUGUCCCCUUUCACAACAGGAGAAGCUGAAAGAGAUGGGAUUGGCAGAUUCCAAAACAUUGUCUGAAGAGCAGAGAGAAUCCAUGCUGGAGAAGAUAAAGGCUGCUGCUGACACAGUGGGCUGGAUUGUUGAAAUCCUCACACCAGCCUACAUCUCCAACAGCAUGCUCCGAAGGACCAAGUAUAAUUUGAAUGCCCUCUCUCAUGACUCAGCGAUUGGCCUUCUACAGAGGGCCCUCAGUCUGGGAGCAAACAUCACAGAGGUGUAUGUCGACACAGUGGGAGACCCUGCAAAGUAUCAGGCGAAACUGAAGGAUAUUUUCCCCGACAUUGAUAUCACUGUUGCCAAGAAAGCUGACGCCACCUACCCCAUUGUCAGCGGAGCCAGUAUCUGUGCCAAGGUGGCACGAGACCAGGCUGUUAAGUCAUGGCAGUUCCAAGAGCUUGUUGGGAAAGAAGGACUCGAGUAUGGAUCAGGGUAUCCAGCAGAUCCAGGGACCAAAAAGUUUCUGGCAGAGAACAUGGACCCUGUGUUUGGAUUCCCAGACUUUGUGCGCUUCAGCUGGUCCACUGCUUCCCAGAUGAUUGAGAAGGACUGUGUUCCAGUCAAAUGGGAAGACGAUGAUGAAGAUGAAGCCAAAAACACAGGCAGUGCAUCCCUCUUAUCCUUCUUUAAAAAGAAAACAGAGGACCCACGUCAACAGAAACACAGGUUCUUCACAGACAGACGUCUUACACAGGUCUCAGCAUUGUGACAUCCACAUCAGCCAUGGACUUUGCGACGUGUAGAAAUAGACCUUUCCAAUGUGUUAAUAUCAAGUUGCCCUUAACACCAUGAAAAGACUAAAUGUAUUGUAAUCCUGAUAAAUUCAGGUCAUACUUGUAAAUAAAUCAUAUGAACAACCA